Messenger RNA from Cladophialophora immunda, 2313 nucleotides. RefSeq lists its product as uncharacterized. The coding region runs from base 123 to 1904 and encodes 593 amino acids. Gene Ontology annotation, molecular function: magnesium ion transmembrane transporter activity. Gene Ontology annotation, biological process: mitochondrial magnesium ion transmembrane transport. The transcript has a single exon. The record is from RefSeq and is a predicted model, not a curated record. Lineage: Eukaryota; Fungi; Ascomycota; Eurotiomycetes; Chaetothyriales; Herpotrichiellaceae. Gene Ontology annotation, cellular component: mitochondrial inner membrane.
CGACAAUUUUCCGCAUGGCAAGAAUGAGGAUCGAAGCACAGACAAACAUUCCAGCAUCAAUCUUGGACCCUCUGUCUGUACUCCCGGCUCAGUAAUAUUAGCUGCGUGCCUCCGCGCAGGCGAUGAAGACGCCGGCUGCGCCUUCUCGAAGUCUUCUGCGCUAUCUUCGAUCUCAGUCGGACACGAUCUUCGCAAAUUCCAGUCACUUCGCAACAUGUGCUCGAACGCCGUGUAGAGCUAUAUCCACGACUGCCACCCGCAAGCGGCUCUCCCCGCCUGAUGACAUAUGGCAAUCUGUGCGGGAGCCAUGCAAAGCUCUUCCUCCCCCGAAAUGCAGUCCCCCAAAUCCUCCACAGUCUCGCAGCGCCAGUACAGAGAGCCAUAAGCAAAGUUUCUGGCGACGAUGGCUACGCCACAGGGCCAUUGCAGCACGUUCAAAACUGCCACGAGAUGCUCCAACAACAUCCUCACCCUACGGCUACGACGAGACUUCGGCCCAACUCUUCAACCUCUCCCGCGCCCUUUCUCGUAACACCAGCGGCGCAGAAUUGAAACUCCGUUGCACCGAGUUUGACGCCAAUGGCUCGGUUACAAUGGUAUCGGGCGAGUUCAAGAAAUCGGAACUCAUCGCAAAAUAUGGGUUGCUGCCUCGAGAUCUCCGAAAGAUCGACUCCUCCGUCCUUCCGCAUAUCCUGGUCCGUCCUUCAGCCAUCCUAAUUAAUCUUCUCCACCUCCGAGUCCUUAUCCAGUCGGACAGAGUUCUGGUGUUCGAUGCGUUUGGGAGCACCGAUUCUUACACCCAGUCCUUAUUCAUGUACGAUUUGGAAGGGAAACUGCGACAGAAAGCAGACCCCAGGAACGGCUCCCUCAAUCUCCCAUACGAGCUGAGAGCUCUUGAAGCAGUUCUCAUUUCGGUCACUUCAGGACUGGAAGCGGAAUUUGCCCUGGUCCGGGAGCCGGUCACACAUAUCUUAAGAGAGCUGGAAGAAGAUAUCGACAGAGACAAACUACGGCACUUGCUCAUACAUUCCAAGAAACUCGGAACAUUCGAGCAGAAGGCGCGACUGGUGCGAGAUGCCAUCGAGGACCUCCUUGAAGCGGACGAUGAUCUAUCUGCCAUGUAUCUGACUGAGAGGAAGGCCACCGGCAAACCCCGCGCUGAGAACGACCAUCAAGAAGUUGAAAUGCUCCUCGAAUCCUAUCACAAGAUAUGUGAUGAAAUUGUCGAGAUAUCGGGUAAUCUAAUCAGCAACAUCAGAAACACGGAAGAAGUGGUCCGGGCGAUUCUGGAUGCCAAUCGCAACCAGCUCAUGUUGCUCGAGAUCAAGUUUAGCAUUGGCACUCUCGGCCUGGCCGGGGGGACCCUCAUCGCCGGGCUUUAUGGCAUGAACCUGAAGAACUUUGUCGAAGAGUCAGACUUGGCCUUUGGCGGAGUCAGUGUUGUGUGCUUUGGCCUGUCCUGGUUGAUCUGCAUCUACGGCAUGCGCAAAUUGCGCAAAGUGCAAAAGGUGCGCAUGUGGGGUGAGGGACUCGAUCACAGCAUGGGCUACCGUGGCGGCAAGAUAGGAAGUCGAGGAAAUUGGCGCAAUGAAGCAGUGGAGAGCCAGGCGCAGAAAAGCAACAGACUGAAAGCGGGGGGGAGUGCGCAGACUGGCCGUGUGCUUUGGCCUGGUAUGGACGGGCUAGGAAUGCACAAGCUCAACAAUGCCGGAAACGACGACCACCAGCAGCCAGGCGGAGUGUUUGACAGCAACACCAACGCGAGCUCAGACGCUGGAUCCAAUGGACCGGGCAUGACGAUUCACGAGGACGUCGACAACGUGGAGGCCAAGAUGAAGGCUGAUGCGAAGAGGGAGAAAGGUCUGAUGACCAAGGAGCAAAUCAAGGCACAGAAGAGGAAGUGAUUGAUGCACGGUCGCCCUCUCCCGUGCCUCUGUAGUAAUAUAUCUGUGACGAUUACGCGAUGGGUUUCGUCUUCUGUUUUUGGCAUAUAGAUAGAUGGCUGGUCUCAUCUCCUUUGAGCGUUCGAGCGAGGACUGAGACGGACGGUUCUUGCGUAUCUACAUAUAUCGGGGCAACUGCAUUUACAUCGGAGGCACACCAUAGACAGGGUUCGGUGUUGAACGGGAUUAUACGGUGGAAGGCAACUCCGAUCUCAAUCUACCGGUAUAGUGGGCAUUUGGCGCGAGUGAUGCAUCCUGAAAAUGACCAUGGGAUCUACACAGCUGCAGCCGCUAGCCUUGCGUGGAAUAUAGACGAUGAAUCCAUCUCCAUUCCUGAGCGAUCUGGUCGAUUCCCAGGGAAUAGAACUGU